AUGCGAGGAUGGCUGCAGUCUUUCGUCAGAGGGACUUCUGCCCUUCGCGCAGCGACGUUUCGCAUACCUCAAUACCCUAGGGUCUUCCAAGUUCGGCCCUUCUCGCACACCUCCCCUUUCGCCAAAGCCGCCACACCCACCGAACUCGAGCAGCGCAUUGCUGCAAUCCCGAUUGAGCGCUUUCGCAACUUCUGCAUCGUCGCCCACGUCGAUCAUGGCAAGAGCACUCUCAGUGAUCGCCUGCUAGAGCUGACCGGGACUAUCGAGCCUGGCUCCAAUAAGCAGGUCCUGGACAAGCUGGACGUGGAAAGAGAGCGCGGCAUCACUGUCAAGGCGCAGACAUGUUCCAUGUUGUACAACUACAAGGGCGAAGACUACCUGCUGCACCUGGUCGAUACACCCGGCCAUGUCGACUUUCGUGCAGAGGUCUCUCGCAGCUACGUCAGUUGUGGUGGUGCACUCCUUCUGGUUGAUGCCAGCCAAGGUGUUCAGGCGCAGACCGUCGCCAAUUUCUAUCUGGCUUUUGCACAAGGUCUAGAGCUGCUGCCUGUGAUCAACAAAGUCGACCUUGCACAUGCGGACCCGCCCCGAGCGCUGCAACAGAUGAAAGACAUGUUCGAGUUAGACACCACCAACGCGGCGCUCGUGUCUGCCAAGACCGGUCUCAAUGUCCCUGCCAUCCUGCCAGCAGUGAUUGAGAAUAUUCCUGCACCCACUGGUGACAGCGAUGCCCCUCUCAAGCUCUUCCUCGUCGAUUCCUGGUACAAUCAAUUUAAGGGUGUCGUCCUGCUCGUGCGCAUCUUCGAAGGACAAGUUCGUGCCGGCGACCAACUCAUCUCCCUCGCCACAGGGUCCAAAUACUUCGUCGGCGAAGUUGGCAUCAUGUACCCCGACGAAACACCCCAGAAGACCCUCCGCGCCGGCCAAGUCGGCUACAUCUACUUCAACCCGUCCAUGCGCCGUGCCAAAGAAGCCAAGAUCGGCGACACCUACACGCGUGUCGGUCUCGAAAAGUCCGUCGAAAUGCUGCCCGGCUUCGUCGAGCCACAACCCAUGGUCUUCGUCGCCGCCUUCCCCGUCGACCAGUCUGAGUUCGAACGCCUCGAAGACGGCAUCAACCAGCUCUGCCUCAACGACCGCAGCGUCACCAUCCAAAAAGAGUCCUCCAUUGCGCUGGGCGCCGGCUUCCGCCUCGGCUUCCUCGGCACCCUGCACUGCUCCGUUUUCGAAGACCGCCUUCGCCAAGAACACGGCGCUAGUCUCAUCAUCACUCCACCCACCGUCCCCUUCCAACUACAGUACCGGGACGGGCACACCGCCAUCAUCACCAACCCAGCCGACUUUCCCGACGACGAUGUCGCGCGCAAAGACGUCGUCGAGCUGCGGGAGCCGUACGUCCUAGCCACCCUCACCUUCCCUGACGAGUACUUGGGCCGUGUCAUCGAGCUCUGCGAGUCCAACCGCGGACAACAAGUCUCCCUAGAGUACUUUACCUCCGCCCAAGUCAUCCUAAAAUACACUCUUCCCCUCUCCCAGCUCGUCGACGACUUUUUCGGCAAGCUCAAAUCCGCUACCAAGGGCUACGCUACCCUCGACUACGAAGACGCGGGCUACAAGCCCGCGCAAAUCGUCAAGCUCCAGCUGCUAGUAAACAAGGAACCAGUCGACGCAGUGGCCCGAAUCAUGCACGCCUCCCAAGUCCGACAUACGGGAAAGCGCUGGGUAGAGAAAUUCAAGGAGCAUGUUGAUCGGCAGAUGUUUGAGAUCACGAUACAGGCGGCGGUGGGGAGACAGAUCGUGGCGCGGGAUACGGUGAAGGCGUUCAGAAAGGAUGUACUGCAGAAACUACAUGCGGCAGAUAUGGGCCGGAAGAAGAAGUUGUUGGAGAGGCAGAAGGAGGGGAGGAGGAAGUUGAGGGCCGUGGGGAAUGUUGUUAUUGAGAAUGGGGCUUUUCAGGCUUUUUUGGCGAAGGAUGGGCGGUGA
Cyphellophora attinorum is the source of this 1983-nucleotide messenger RNA. RefSeq names its product Translation factor GUF1, mitochondrial. Gene Ontology annotation, molecular function: mitochondrial ribosome binding; GTP binding; GTPase activity. The transcript has a single exon. Gene Ontology annotation, biological process: positive regulation of translation. Lineage: Eukaryota; Fungi; Ascomycota; Eurotiomycetes; Chaetothyriales; Cyphellophoraceae. Gene Ontology annotation, cellular component: mitochondrion. The record is from RefSeq and is a predicted model, not a curated record. The coding region runs from base 1 to 1983 and encodes 660 amino acids.